Molecule: messenger RNA, 1223 nt
Organism: Procambarus clarkii (red swamp crayfish)
Lineage: Eukaryota; Metazoa; Arthropoda; Malacostraca; Decapoda; Cambaridae
Product: guanine nucleotide-binding protein G(s) subunit alpha isoforms XLas
Source: RefSeq, a predicted model, not a curated record
UCACCACGCACGUAUAAACCCAGCUGCCACACCUCCUUCACGUACUCUCUCACUCUGUGUCCUGGAAGCUGCAUCUGCCUGCAUCAUGCGCUUCCUCGUGUUGUUGAGUGUGGUGGUGGCCUCGACCGUGGGUCAGGGAUUUCUCCGCGACACCCCGGAGGUUGAAGCGGCGCGCAACGCCUUCGUCAGGGAGUACAACCGCAUAGCGCUGCUGUCAGCACAAUCGCAGGACACCGGAAACUUCAACGAGGAGCCCCCCCGUCGCCUGAGAGCUAACUCAGGUCGUCAGCGACAAGCGCAACCCCGCCGUCAGCCGCAAGUGGAACCCCAGGUGGAACCCCUAGUGGAACCUCAAGUGGAACCACAAGUGGAACCCCGUCGUCAGCCCCAAACCUUCGCUGCUCGACCAACCUACACACCUGCCGCCGACGCCUUCUCCUACUCGGUCAACUUAGGCACGAACCAGCAGUUCCAUCCAGGUCCACGAACGUUCCCUGCGGCACCCACUUUCAAUGCGGCACGAACAUUCCCUGCGGCACGCACCUUCUCUUCCAUACCCACCAUUCCUGCGGCAUCCGCAUUCCCUGCCCCUCAGCCCGUCACGCACCGCUUUGCCCCUGCCCCUGUGGCUCGGUGGACGGGACCGCAAGCGGACACCAUACCCGCAGGCGUCGGAGGAGGCGUGACGGACACCAAGGAUGUUGCCGCAGCCAAGGCCGCCCACUUACAGGCCGUGGCUGCCGCCCUCGGUUACCACGAGAGAAACUUUGCGGCGUGAGGAGCGCAGAAACGCCUGCGUGGUCACUUGCAGGAGAGGCCGAGCGCAGUCACCUGCAGGAGAGACCCAGCGCAGUCACCUGCAGGAGAGGCCGAGCGCAGUCAUCUGCCGGAGAGACCCAGCGCAGUCACCUGCAGGAGAGGCGCAGCGCAGUCACUUGCAGGAGAGGCCCAGCGCAGUCACCUGCAGGAGAGACCCAGCGCAGUCACCUGGGAGAGGCGCAGCGCAGUCACUUGCAGGAGAGGCCCAGCGCAGUCACCUGCAGGAGAGGCGCAGUACAGUUCCUUUCAAAGUACCAAAACUGUGUAUACUCUUGAGAGACGUUUCCGUGUAUAUAAUACAUAAUAGUACACUCGGUAACCCUUGAGAAACCUCUGUAUUUGUCCUAAUUACAUUACAAUACACAUUACAGACUUUUAUAGAAAUAAAUAUUUUGUAAAUUUCC